This is a messenger RNA of Andrographis paniculata, 1112 nucleotides long. Its product is annotated as protein BIC1-like. The transcript has a single exon. Gene Ontology annotation, biological process: blue light signaling pathway. The record is from RefSeq and is a predicted model, not a curated record. Lineage: Eukaryota; Viridiplantae; Streptophyta; Magnoliopsida; Lamiales; Acanthaceae. Bases 202 to 591 code for a protein of 129 amino acids.
UUCUGAUAACCAUUCAUUCCAUUUCCCUUCUUUCCAUUCCAUUCCAUUCCAUCAUAUCCUAUAUGAUCUAUUCACUUCCCAUAUGCAUAUACACACAUAUAUACACACAUAUAUAUAUAUAUAUAAGUAUAAUCAUGCACACAAACAACCCAAAGAGAAGAACCUUUUUCAUAUUGUGUAGAGGGAAAAUAAACAAGAACCAUGCGUGACAAGAGUUCUUCAAACUCCACCCUUCUUCACCAUCCCGAAUCGAAGAACCUGACGACAAAUUCGACGGUGUUGAAACGGGGGGAAUCGAGUCGAGAAUCCAACAAACAAAUGCAAUCUGCGACGACGAUGAUCAAGAGAGCAGAGGAGGAUGAUGAGAAAACCGGACGGGAGAGGCUGAAAAGACACCGACUAGAGGUCGCAGAUCGAGUGUGGGUCCCGGAGCUGUGGGGCCAGGAGGAUUUCCUCAAGGACUGGAUCGACUGCUCGCCGUUCGACGCUGCCGUGAUGAGCAGCAGCGCCGCGACAGCAGCGAGGGCGUCGCUGGCAGAACAAGGGAGGAACAAAAGUAAUCCUAAUAGAUUAGGAAUCAAGAAUGUGUAAUAGCCAUGGAUGGCUUUGUUGAGCUUGAUAAGAAUGUUGUGUUAGCAUCAGUGAGUGUUGAUUAUCGACGACGAAGAUGUAUGAACUGCGAAAGAUAACUACUCGGGCAAUGUUUUUUACAACAUACGUCAAAUCGGGAGUCGGGUUUUUCGUCGGUUUUCGAUCUUUUGGAGGGAGUUUGUGCUCUUGGUUAAAGACUUGAGUACAAAAUUGUGCAAUAACUGAGAGAAGUGGUAGUAAGGAUUGGGUCACUCAAUACGUAAGAAAUGGGCAUCCAACAUGUAGUUUUUUUAUUUUUUUUUAAUAGCGUAGAAAUCCGCCGUCACUGCCAUUAUCACUGGGACCAGAGCAACUUACAUGAUCAAGAAUCCAUUCCAUUACGCGACUACACUAUAUUAAUUAGUUUUAAUUAAAUGUUGUGUAAAUUGUAAUGAGAUAUCAUAUGUUGUGUGAAUUGUCAUUUUGUGAGCAUUCUAAUAUGUUAAUAUGAAUCGCAUGAUAUUUUAUCAUUGUAUUGUGUG